Varanus komodoensis (Komodo dragon) is the source of this 2496-nucleotide messenger RNA. RefSeq names its product coiled-coil domain containing 9 (gene CCDC9). The transcript has 14 exons. Bases 115 to 1983 code for a protein of 622 amino acids. NCBI's taxonomy places the organism in Eukaryota, Metazoa, Chordata, Lepidosauria, Squamata, Varanidae. The record is from RefSeq and is a predicted model, not a curated record.
GGGGUGGGACGACGCGAGCUCGGGCGCUGGGGCCGCGGGCCGCCAGGCCGAGAGUCGGGCGCCCUCCAGCUGCUGCUGCACUCGGGCCGCGCUGCGCGUGUGCCCUCGCCGAGGAUGUCCGCUUCGCUGGACCUCAAGUCGAAGGAGGAGAAGGACGCGGAGCUGGACAAGCGCAUCGAGGCGCUGCGGCUGAAGAACCAGGCGCUCAUCAGGCGCUACCAGGAGAUUGAGGAGGACCGCAAGAAGGCCGAGCAGGAGGGCAUUGCGGUGACCGGAGCCCGGAGGCCGCGCUCCACCGAGGGGGAGGCGCCGGAGAGGCGCCGGGGUGUGCCGGAUGCUCCCACACUCACGGUGCAGGUCGUGCUUUCCCCGCAGGAAAAGCGCGUGGUCAGCAGCGAGAGGAAACCCCCUGCCCCUCGCAAGAACCCCCACAGCGCCUCUAGCCCCCGUGCGGGGACAUACCUGGGCCAUUGCGCCCCGCGAGCAGAGGGCCCCCCUGAGCAGCCCGGCUGGGACGGGGCAGGCAGAGAUGGCCCAGGAGCUGGCAAGCGAGGCAGUGGGGGGCGCAGCCAGAGGCCCCAGGGGCGGGGAGGCCCCGCAGGAGACGCUGGGCCUGACCGAAGAUCCAAGGAGCGGGAAGAGCGUCGCCGUCAAAACAUUGAGAAAAUGAACGAGGAGAUGCAGCAGAUUGCAGCCUAUGAGCGCAGCCAGCGGGAUGGACUUCAGGAGAAGAAUCCCGUCCGCAACUUCCUGGAUGACCCGCGACGCAGCGGUCCCUUUGCAGAGUCAGACCGGCGGGAGGGGAGCCGGCGCCACAUUCGCAACUGGGGAGGACCAGAUUUCGACAAGGUCAAGACCAGCAUUGAGCGGGGCAAGGAGUGGUUCCCCCCGCAGGGCCGUGGAAGUGGCCGGCGCAGGGGAGCCGCAGGGGCAGCGGCUCUGGACAUGACGCUCUCCAUGACUGGCCGGGAACGGGCUGAAUACAUCCGCUGGAAGCAGGAGCGCGAGCAGAUCGACCAGGAGCGGCUGGCGCGGCAUCGCCAGCCCACGGGAGAAUGGCGCCGCGAGUGGGAUGCCGAGAAGGCGGAGGCGGAGUUCAAGGAGGGCGACCCAGCAGGCGCCUCCCCAGCCUGCAGGCGAGACGAGUCUAAGCGGACCCCCAGGCGCCCAACGUUUGGAGAGUUCCUGCCUGAGCAGCAGCGUGGCCGGCGCAGGGGCGGCAGAGGCUGUGGGCGCCCGCGGGGUGGAGCCUCCAAGCCCUACAGUAUGCACGACAAUCGCUGGGAGAGGGAGGAGCCCGCGCCAGCCACAGCCCCCUCGGGGAAGAAGACGGACCUCGCCACCAAGCAGCAGGUGGAACCUGUCUUACCCCACACAGGGCCAGCAGAGGAUGAGGAAGAGGAGGAAGACCAGUGGGAAGAUGUCAGUGGGGGGGAGGAAGAGGAAGAGGAGGAGGAAGCAGCAGUGGCUGGAGGCAGCGACAGGAGUGAGGGCUCCUCUACAAGGAGCAGGACCGGCAGUGAGGAGCAGGACCCGGGGCGGAAUGGGCACCUGUCCUCGGCCAUGCCUCCCUCCCAGGGCGAGGCGCCAAGCCCAGAAGGGAACCCCGUGGCUCCCUCCUCACCGGCCGAGGGGUACCCGCGUGUCUCAGACUGGGGAGAGGAGAUGGAGCUGAGCUCCCCGAGGGCAGAGGCUGCCCAGAGCCGCUUUCCUUUGAUCGCGCAGGAGGAGCCUUCAACAAGGGCUGGGAGGAGCCUUCCAGACUCUCUGGCCAAUCAAGGGUCCCCACUGGCGGCCUCGGCUGACGGGGAGGUGCCCCCUGCCCCCAGCGCCCCAGCGCCCGAGGCCGGCCAGGAGCUAGCAGCAGCGCAGGCCACAGAGAAGGACCUGCAAGAGCUCGGAACCGCAGUGGAGCCAGUGUCGGGACCCGUCCCCAGCCCGGAGGAAAUCGCCGACGUCCAACGGGAGCACCUGGAAGCCUGACGCAGAGAGAGCAGUCUCCUGGCAGGCAGCCACCUCCCCGGGGGAUGAUGGGAGUGGCACCCCUCUUCUUCGAUCUGGUGGACAGAGUUGUGACCCACUUUCUGCAGGAAAUCACUUGUGCCGCAGUCCAGAGGAAUUCCACCCGCCGCCACCACGACUGCCAAGCUGGAGCCUCAGAGCCACCCUGCAGCGCUCGCUCCGUGUGCCCCCGUGCACCAUGGCCCCUGCUGGAAGGACUGCUUGCUUCCUGGGGCAGGGGCCCUGCUUUUGUCCUGGCCUUGCCCCUGCCUGUCUCUCCAGCUCCUUAUCAGCCUCCCCUGCCCCCCAUGCACUGUUUGCUGGGCAGUCCAAGAAAGGGGGAAUCAGGAGGCCCUACAUGGGAUCAGGCCGGGCUGGCGCUUACUGUUCCCCUUCCCUGCCUCACCAGCCCUGUGGGAGAGGGCAGUGCCCGGGUGGGGCUGUUCCACAUUGGGCCCCCAUGAAAGGAUUUCUUACAAUAAAGGCUUGAAAGCA